Salarias fasciatus (jewelled blenny) is the source of this 2289-nucleotide messenger RNA. Its product is annotated as tissue alpha-L-fucosidase. Lineage: Eukaryota; Metazoa; Chordata; Actinopteri; Blenniiformes; Blenniidae. Gene Ontology annotation, cellular component: lysosome. Gene Ontology annotation, molecular function: alpha-L-fucosidase activity. Bases 146 to 1492 code for a protein of 448 amino acids. The transcript is spliced from 8 exons. Gene Ontology annotation, biological process: fucose metabolic process; glycoside catabolic process. The record is from RefSeq and is a predicted model, not a curated record.
UUGAUGUGGAGACGCAGCUGAAGCGGGAAGCCGCUUUAAACCGGGGUUAUGUUUUGUUUUGUUGCUUUGCAGUGUGCAGACCGCCAGUGAGCCGCGGUUCGAGCCCGGCAGACUAGCAGAGCGGCCCCCGGCCCGGACCGUCACCAUGCGCGCUGCGUCGCUCCUCCUCGCCGCUUUGGUUUGUCAAGCUGCGGCUCGGUACACCCCGGACUGGACCAGCCUGGACUCCAGGCCGCUGCCCGCAUGGUACGACGAGGCGAAGGUGGGCAUCUUCAUCCACUGGGGCGUAUUUUCCGUCCCCGGGUUCGGGAGCGAGUGGUUCUGGUGGCACUGGAAGGGCCAGGAACCCCCCGACCCGAGCUGCGUGAAGUUCAUGUCUGAGAACUACCCGCCCGGGUUCAGCUACCCGGAGUUUGCCCCGCAGUUUCACGCGGAGUUCUUCGAUCCAGAAGAGUGGGCAGAUCUCUUCAAGGCAUCUGGGGCGAAAUAUGUUGUCCUGACCGCUAAACACCACGAGGGAUUCACCAACUGGGGAUCUCCAAACUCCUGGAACUGGAACUCGGUUGACACUGGUCCUCACAGGGACUUGGUGGGAGACCUGGGAGACGCCGUGCGCAACAGGUCAUUGCACUACGGGCUGUACAACUCUUUAUUUGAGUGGUUCAACCCACUGUACUUGACUGACAAGAAGAACGGAUUCAAAACCCAGGAGUUCGUCAUGCAGAAACUCCUCCCAGAGCUGUACAACAUGGUUGUUAGGUAUCGACCUGAGCUUAUUUGGUCUGAUGGGGACUGGGAAGCACCCGACACCUAUUGGCACUCCCCUGAGUUCCUGGCCUGGCUCUACAACGACAGCCCAAUCAAAGAUGUCAUCGUGACGAAUGACCGGUGGGGGUCUGGCUGUUCAUGUAAGCAUGGGGGAUACUACAACUGCGAAGACAAGUACACACCGGGACAGCUGCCAGACCACAAGUGGGAGAAAUGCACAUCCGUGGACACUCGGUCCUGGGGUUACCGCCGCAACAUGAAGCUCUCGGAACUCAUGGACUUGCCCACCAUUGUCAAGGAUCUGGUCGCCACUGUGGCUCUCGGAGGGAACUACCUGCUGAAUGUGGGGCCCACGCCGGAUGGGAUGAUUCCUGCUUUGUUUGAGGAGAGGCUCCGAGGUCUGGGGGCCUGGCUGCAGGUCAACGGAGAGGCCAUCUAUGCCUCCAAACCCUGGAGGAUCCAGCUGGAAAACAGUACAAUACCAGUCUGGUAUACGUCUAAAGGGAGCAGUGUGUAUGCAACCUUGACCGCCAAUCCCCCAAAACCCUCUCUGCAGCUGUUGGAGCCUAAAACAUCAGCAAGCACCAAGGUGACGUUGUUGGGGUUUCCUGUGCCCCUGCCCUGGACUCCACUCCAACCCGGUGUCGGUCUCACUAUCCUCCUGCCCAAUCUGCCUUUCACUGCAGCUCAGGCCUGGACACUCAGACUGGACGGUGUCCAGUGAGCCUUGAACCUCCACAUGGGUUAUCAAUGAGUCUGAAAGAAUGAAAAGGGAACGUUUGCACUAUGGACAGAAGAGACACAGCAUUGUUGUAUGAGUUCAAACUUUUGCCAAACGAAAAGGAAAAAACUCCUCUAUGCUCAGAUAGAAGUGUGUUACAAUGUUGUUGGGUAGUAUAUCCAGGAGAGGGUGGCACGAUUCAGGGCAGGUUAUCCAGAAGGUUAUACAGCUGUUUCUUUUUAAAUAGCUGCCUUGUCUCAUUGUCCAUCUGAGAUAAUGUUAUAGACAUGCUUAUAUCCAUACACACGGUCUUUUCUCGAUGAAAUCUACCAGUUUUAUCAGAUUUUUUGUGACUUUUUUAUUGGUUGCACAUGAGCUAUUCUGCAUAACACUGCCCCCACAGGCCAUCAGUGGUAUUACGCUGCAGGCUUUUGGGUCAAGCUGGGUGUAGGAUUACGUGCAUGUCACAAAUGGCCAUCUCAGUGAAAAGCAUUAUGGGAAUGAUGGACUUGCUGAACAGGAUUAUGUUCUUGGUGCAAUUAAACUUUCACAGCAAUCAUUUUGUUCAGUGGUUCCAUGUAGAUGAGACGACCUGAUGUCUUUACUUGAUGAAUUUCAGCAAAUGUUUAUUUUUAAUGCUUAUUCCUUGUUUAUACCUUGUUAUGAAUGAAAAGUGGAAUCUGCCCCUCCGCUAGGGAACGCAGCUUUUAUUCACUGUCACAGAAAUCAUUUCUAAUUCAAAGGAUUGUAUUUUUCUACUGAGACUUUUUGAAGUGGUUGAAUAAAAUCUUAAUAAAUCA